Molecule: messenger RNA, 636 nt
Organism: Cyphellophora attinorum
Lineage: Eukaryota; Fungi; Ascomycota; Eurotiomycetes; Chaetothyriales; Cyphellophoraceae
Exons: 2
Coding region: 1-636 (211 amino acids)
Biological process (GO): transcription initiation at RNA polymerase III promoter
Cellular component (GO): RNA polymerase III complex
Molecular function (GO): nucleotide binding
Source: RefSeq, a predicted model, not a curated record
AUGAAGGUGGUCGACCCCCAGUCAGCGCUCAUCACCAAUAUCGAAGUCUACGACUUCCUGAAAUCACACACUCCACGAAAAGAGACCAAAAAGAUUGGCGCAUACGAGACUAUCGAUUUGAAGGGCUAUAGAGAAGUCCGACAAGACGUUUUAAGAUAUGUCGAGAAGACCACACCGAGCUUAGCCACCGCUCCGCCGCCGGAACAGUACAUCAAGGACACAGUAAAGCGUCUACGCUCGUACGGACUUACCAAGCCUGAAGUCUACACUAUCAUCAACCUAGGACUAGGUCUUCCGCGGCCGCAGCCCACAAGUGAUGAUGGGGAGGAACUUAAUGGUACGAACGAGGAAGCGGAGGCAGAGACAGCCGAGGACGAAGUCGAUCGCGGUCAUGCUGUUGCUCAGAUUCAGGUUCCUGGCCCAGGCACUUCUUCCGACGUGCCCACAGAUGAGCAAGAUACCGAAAUGACUGUCGCCAGUGGAGACAACACGGCGCUUGCGCUAGUGAUUGAGAGCAUCGAGGAGAGGUUUCCUGAGGAUGUUCGAGAAGAUAGGGUAGAGGAAAUCUUGGCUAUUCUACGACAGUGUGUUUCACAGGCUGGUCAGCGUGCUGAGGUAGGCGACGAGAAGGUUUGA